Molecule: messenger RNA, 2660 nt
Organism: Setaria italica (foxtail millet)
Lineage: Eukaryota; Viridiplantae; Streptophyta; Magnoliopsida; Poales; Poaceae
Product: oligopeptide transporter 4
Exons: 7
Coding region: 85-2421 (778 amino acids)
Biological process (GO): transmembrane transport
Molecular function (GO): oligopeptide transmembrane transporter activity
Source: RefSeq, a predicted model, not a curated record
ACGCACAAGGGCGCCCCUCUUUCUAGCUCGCGCGGGCAGCUAGCACAGCUGGGCAUCAUCCAAUCCGCCGCCCACGCGAGCGCAAUGGGUGAGAUCGGCACGGACGACCGCGGCCUGGCCCACGCGAGCGCAAUGGGUGAGAUCGGCACGGACGACCGCGGCCUGGCCGCGGCCGUGGGCGCCGGCGGCGCAGGCAAGGAGGAGGAGGAGGGCCUCGGCGUCGACGACGACGACGAGGAGACGUCGCCGAUCGAGCAGGUGCGGCUGACGGUGCCGUCGACGGACGACCCCUCCCUGCCGGUGUGGACGUUCCGGAUGUGGAGCAUCGGCAUCCUGUCGUGCGCGCUCAUGAGCUUCCUCAACCAGUUCUUCUCCUACCGCGCGGAGCCCCUCAUCGUGACGCAGAUCACGGUGCAGGUGGCGUCGCUGCCCGUGGGCCACUUCAUGGCCCGGGUGCUGCCGCGCGCCAGGUUCCGGGCUCCCCGGGUGCUCGGCGGCGGCGAGUGGAGCCUCAACCCGGGGCCCUUCAACAUGAAGGAGCACGUCCUCAUCUCCAUCUUCGCCAACGCCGGCUUCGCGUUCGGCGCCGGGAACGCCUACGCCGUCGGCAUCGUCAACAUCAUCCGCGCCUUCUACCACCGCCACAUCUCCUUCUUCACCGGCUGGCUCCUCGUCAUCACCACGCAGGUGCUCGGGUACGGGUGGGCAGGGCUGAUGCGCAAGUACGUGGUUGAGCCGGCGCACAUGUGGUGGCCGGGCACCCUCGUCCAGGUCUCCCUCUUCCGGGCACUGCACGAGAAGGAAGAAUUCCCCAAGGGCUCACGCCAGAUCACGCGCUCCAAGUUCUUCGCGGUGGCGCUAGCAUGCAGCUUCGCUUGGUACGCAGUUCCGGGUUAUCUCUUCCCCUUACUGACGUCCAUCUCAUGGGUGUGCUGGGUCUUCCCCAAGUCUGUGACGGCGCAGCAGCUGGGCUCCGGCAUGUUGGGCCUGGGCAUUGGUGCCUUCACGCUCGACUGGGCGACUGUCUCCGCCUACCUCUUCAGCCCACUCAUCUCUCCCUUCUUUGCCACUGUCAACAUCUUCUUUGGGUACGUGCUCUUCGUCUACGUGAUCAUACCGACUGCGUACUGGGGAUUCAACUUGUACAACGCCAAGACAUUCCCCAUCUUCUCCAAUGACCUGUUCGUGUCAAAUGGCACGUCAUAUGACAUCACAUCCAUCGUGAACGAUCAGUUUGUGAUUAACAAGGACGAGUACAAUAAGCUUGGCAAGGUCAACCUCAGCAUAUUCUUUGCUCUCUCUUAUGGGCUCAGCUUCGCCGCCAUCGCUGCCACCACUACACAUGUCGGCUUGUUCUAUGGAAAGGAAAUCUACCAACGCUUCCGAGCAUCGCGGAAGGAGAAGCCUGACAUCCACACAAGGCUGAUGAAGAAGUAUGAUGACAUACCAGGGUGGUGGUUCUACUCACUGAUGGCUCUGUCAAUAAUCGUGUCCCUCCUCCUCUGCACGGUCUUGAAGCGCGAGGUUCAGCUCCCAUGGUGGGGCCUUAUCUUUGCCUGCGGCAUGGCCUUCAUCUUCACCCUUCCCAUCAGCAUCAUCACUGCAACAACCAACCAGACGCCUGGUCUGAAUGUGAUCACUGAGUAUGCCAUGGGGCUGAUAAUGCCAGGCUAUCCCAUUGCCAAUGUCUGUUUCAAAACCUACGGUUACAUGAGCAUGUCACAGGCUAUUGCCUUCCUUUCAGACUUUAAGCUCGGCCAUUAUAUGAAGAUCCCUCCUAAAUCCAUGUUCCUUGUUCAGUUUGUUGGCACAAUUGUGGCUGGCACGGUCAACAUUGGGGUGGCAUGGUGGCUGCUUGGCUCCAUCGAGAACAUCUGUCAUGUGGACCCUUCAUCAGGCAGCCCGUGGACGUGCCCCAACGAUCGUGUCUUCUUUGACGCAUCGGUCAUCUGGGGCCUUGUUGGACCGCGGGAAAUCUUCGGCCGACUUGGCAACUAUGGGGCCCUCAACUGGUUCUUCCUCAUUGGCGCAGCAGGCCCAGUCAUCGUUUAUGCUCUCCACAGGGUAUUCCCAAGCCAGAGGUGGAUACCAAUGAUCAACCUGCCGGUUCUCCUUGGUGCAACGGCCAUAAUGCCCCCAGCAUCGACCGUGAACUACAACGCGUGGCUGCUCAUUGGCACAAUCUUCAAUUUCUUUGUGUUUCGGUACCGGAAGGGGUGGUGGGUGAGAUACAACUACAUUCUCUCGGCCGCGCUUGACGCUGGAGUUGCAUUCAUGGGGGUGGUGCUGUACUUCUCGCUGACCAUGGAGACGAAGCGCAUCCAGUGGUGGGGCACAGCAGGAGAGCACUGCCCUCUGGCCUUCUGCCCUACCGCUAAAGGGGUGGACUUGGGUCCUGAUAGCGUCUGCCCAGUGUUCUAAGCUGGGAGUAUAAUGUCUCAAGGUACAGCUGCAAGAUUAAUUGAUCAAUUCCCUUGUGUUGUUUGGAGUAUAAUACAAAAGCUCCCAUAUGUAAACGUCAUAGACUUGUAUACUUGUAGUCAAUUUCACAGAAGGAAAGAUCUGAAAAACUGCCAACAGCAAUGGUGUUAGUGUAACAUGUUGGUCAUUUCAGCAAUGCAAAUGCAUGCUAGCUCCUGAAUGCUACAAAUUACUCAUUC